AUGACCGCUUCCUUUGCCCCUAACCCUAACACCUGGUACCGACUCACAAACGCCUAUCUUGGCACCUCCACAGCCCUUGACGUGGAAAACGAUGGUUCAGAUAACAGAGAAGGGCUCUUAAAAAUGGCACCUUCUGGAAAUUACAGCGGCCAGUACUGGAGAUUCCUUCGCUUGCCGUCUGGGACCUUCAAGCUGUACACAAUGUUUCUCGGCGAAAACAGGGUUCUGGACGUGUACGGGGAUAUUAAAACCAAACCUCACCUAGCAACAAACGGGAAUUACUCAGGACAGGAGUGGACAGUCGGGAGUUGGGGUGAUGGCACGUGGAAGUUGAGCAACGCAUAUUCAGGCCCCGGGCUGCAUCUUGACACGUAUGCGGAUACACACGAGCUCUUCUUGGGCGAUGGGGAUCAUACGGGGAAGCAUUGGUCAAUCACACCUAUUGAGAGUGUCUGA
Aspergillus udagawae is the source of this 456-nucleotide messenger RNA. Its product is annotated as RICIN domain-containing protein. The transcript has a single exon. NCBI's taxonomy places the organism in Eukaryota, Fungi, Ascomycota, Eurotiomycetes, Eurotiales, Aspergillaceae. The record is from RefSeq and is a predicted model, not a curated record. The coding region runs from base 1 to 456 and encodes 151 amino acids.